AUGCAAUUUGAUUGCAUUGAACAGGAUUUGUCCUUUUAUUCGGAUGCUACACAUGCAGCGCAAUCUGACAUACGAAUCAGCCUACCCCCGAAGCAGCUUCUCUCGAUUGUGCUGGAGUCGUUCCUCAAGGACCCGGAUUACACCACCGAUAUCUUCCAUCACCAAUUGGUGUACCACGCCAUGGACCGUGUUUAUAAGGAUCCAUCCAGUCCGAAUGCAGAAUCAUGGGCACUUUGCUUCAAUCUUAUUGUCCUACUGAGUCUUGGCAAGGAGCAUCCUCUCGACUGUCAGGACCCCUUCGUACGACCGAUGCUCCAGGCAGUACAAUCAGCCGUCAGGAACUGGAGAUUGCUAAUGGAGCCCCGGUUGAUUAAUAUCCAGACAUUAUCAUUAUAUGCUGCCCUUGCUGAACAGGGUUACACCAACGAAGCCCUAGGGGGCUCUUUCAUGGCACAGGCUUGUGUUCUUGCACGAGAAGCAGGAUUGCAACAGACUUUCUUCGAUGGAGCCGUUUCGUCGUGUUUAUCAGUGUCAGAAAUGGACGAAUGGCGUAAGGUUUACCAGUCCUUGUAUAUCCGUGACCGGUACUCCAUGAUCGCUUCGGGCUCCCUCAUAUCCCUUGAGGGUGCGACAGCAGGCGUGACUCAUGUUUCAGACCAUCCGGCACAUUGGGAAUUGGCGAAGAUACAAGACAAAGUCCACAAAGCACUUUCUCUCAAUGGGAUUUCACAUUCCGAACGUCGCAACAUACAUUGUGCUACAUUUGCAGUUUGUCGGCAUUCGCAUGCACCUAGCGAUGGCAAGUACGGGUUCUCCCCUAGGUGA
Molecule: messenger RNA, 825 nt
Organism: Aspergillus terreus NIH2624
Lineage: Eukaryota; Fungi; Ascomycota; Eurotiomycetes; Eurotiales; Aspergillaceae
Product: fungal specific transcription factor domain-containing protein
Exons: 3
Coding region: 1-825 (274 amino acids)
Source: RefSeq, a predicted model, not a curated record